AUGGACAGCAAGCAGCCUCCGCCGUACAGCGAGCAGCCCGGAUUUGUUCCAGCCCAGACCUAUCAGCCGGGAGGCCCCACCCAGCCGCCACUCUACCCACCGAUGCCCCAGCCGCCCCAGACCUCUACGGUGAUCAUUCAGACCACGACAACCUCCAACCUGGUGCCCAUUGGCAGCGGGCCAACCCGCAUCCGAUGUCCCUCCUGCCAUGCCGAAGUUUUGACCACCGUAAAGAGCACUCCCUCUGGUCGGACACAUUGCUGGGCCCUCAUCCUGUGCCUGUUCAUUUGCUGGCCUUGCGUAUGUCUGCCGUAUUGUAUGGAUUCCUGCCAGAAUGCCAACCACUACUGUCCCAACUGUAGCGCCUAUAUUGGAACCUACGAAAACUGACGAAAAUUAAAAUUAAUAUAAUAUAAUAAUAUAAUAAUAAAAUUAAUACACACUA
Molecule: messenger RNA, 445 nt
Organism: Drosophila ananassae
Lineage: Eukaryota; Metazoa; Arthropoda; Insecta; Diptera; Drosophilidae
Product: lipopolysaccharide-induced tumor necrosis factor-alpha factor homolog
Exons: 2
Coding region: 1-390 (129 amino acids)
Molecular function (GO): zinc ion binding
Source: RefSeq, a predicted model, not a curated record